UUGAAAAUGAGAAUUAAUUUAAAUUGAAGACAAUUGAUAGAUGGUGUUACUCGUGAUUAAGUAAAUUGACCAAUCGUUUCAGUUCAUUUUGUCCUUUUCUUAUUAACUGAUGAGUACAAUUGUAUGUUGAUCAGUGUGUGUAAACAUUACCUUCAUUUACUGUGUUCCAACAAUUGAUUAGAUUUAUUUUUCCAUUCUUAUUCUAUUAAUUGAUUGACAAUAAUUAAUUGUUGGAGAUUUAAUCAUGUUGGAUCCUGUUGAAGAGUUUCUCAAAGUGGAUACAAUGGAUUUUCAUGAGGUUGAUCCAUUGGAAGAACCUCCAAUUGGAGGUUAUGAAGUUAGUGUAUUGGAAAGGAUGAAAAGACUUGGAACCGCAGUUAAAUUAACUACAGCCAAUUCUGAUCCUGAGCAGCAAAAGUCAAUCGAUUGGUCAUUACUGUGCCAUUGGUCAUCUCAAUAUCGUAGUGAUCCUGAUUGUCCACCCGAUUUGGUUGAUAAAAUGUAUCGCAAGAAAACAGCUCAUGAAAAGAUCAAGUGUAUAUUUGAUGUUCCAAAGUUGAAUCGUAAAAUUGCCCUAGAUGCCCGAAAAAUGGUCGUUGAGAAUUAUAAUCGUGGACGGAAAAAUGGAACCACAGCUCGUAACUAUCUUAAAAUGGGCCUUGAAGCUUUGAAUGCCAAGGAAUAUGAUAAAGCCCUGGAAAGUUUCAAUUUGGGUCUGAUUUGUGCUCCACAUCCGGCUGGAACUGAUGAUCCAGUUAUGAAAAGUCUUUACUCCAUGUUAUUUGUGAGCCGAAGUCGAGCUUUCAAAGGAUUGGGAAGAUACAAUGAGAGUUGGGACGAUUAUCAUGAGGCCUGUGAACUUAAUAACAGUAGUCGAUUCAUCGAGACUUUGUUAACCACUCAGGUGGAAAUUUGUCGAGAAAUAAUUGCCAUCAAAUUUACCCCGAAAAAAACUCAUGAUUUUCCCGUUGAUUUGGAUGAGUUUGAUUUUCGUAAACAAGAUCAAAGUCAAACUCUUUCAAAUGCAUUGAAACCAUUGAAAUUAGAAUAUAAACGAGAAAAAGGUCGAAGUGUUGUGACAACCGAAUCUCUCGAUGUAACGGGAAUACUUAUCGCCGAAGAAGCUUACGUGGCCUGGUUGGCACCUCCAUUCUAUGAAAAGUACUGUUAUCAUUGUCAAAGGUCUUUAAAGGAUCGACCGUUUCCCUGUCAAUCUUGUAUCUAUGUGAGAUAUUGUUCGUUCAAGUGUCAGGCCAAAAGUUGGCGAACUUAUCAUUCAGUGGAAUGUAAAUUCAUGGGUCAUCUUAAAUACCUUUCGAUAGGUCAACUUGCUCUGAGAAUCGUUUUCAUGAACAAAGUUGUACCUUCACUUGAAUCUUAUAAAAGUUAUGCCUCAUGUAAACCCUCAUUAAGGGAAAAUAAAUUGACUUUCAAGAAAACUCUUGGUGACUUAUUGACUCUUGGGACACAUGAAAAUCACCGAGAAAAUUUGUUGACUCAAUGUAUGUUUGCCGCUGCCUUUUUAACCCACCUCGCAAGUAACAUGGCCUUUAUUUUGGAUGAAGAUCAUUACAAUUUCGGUGGAUUAAUGUUCAAGUUAUUGGCCAUUCUUAAGAUUAACGUCUCUUCAAUAGCCGAUGAUGCUAUUACCGUUUCUGAGAGUGAUUGUUGUUUCGUUAUUGAGAAAAAGGUUAUCAUUGGUGCUGGAUUAUUUCCCACUUUCGCUUUGAUUAACCAUUCAUGUGAACCCAAUUGUGCUUCGGCUUUUAUUGGAACCCGAAUCAUGGUCACUGCUACCAGGCCAAUAAAAGCCGGUGAAGAAGUGACCAUCUCUUAUUUAUCGGAAACGGAUGACAGAUCCUAUGAAAGUCGACAUAAAUUAUUGAUUGACCGAUGGCAUUUCUCUUGCACUUGUCCACCUUGUAAACAAAAAAUUGAUUGUUAAAAUUUUGCUUCCAUUUUAACAAUUUAUUUGCCCAUCGUACACAUAAAAUGUCCCAUCAAAUUUGUAACUAUUUCUUUUUUUAAAAA
Messenger RNA from Panonychus citri (citrus red mite), 2031 nucleotides. RefSeq names its product SET and MYND domain-containing protein 4-like. The record is from RefSeq and is a predicted model, not a curated record. Bases 245 to 1945 code for a protein of 566 amino acids. The transcript is spliced from 3 exons. Gene Ontology annotation, molecular function: protein binding. Lineage: Eukaryota; Metazoa; Arthropoda; Arachnida; Trombidiformes; Tetranychidae.